Eucalyptus grandis is the source of this 2964-nucleotide messenger RNA. RefSeq names its product probable LRR receptor-like serine/threonine-protein kinase At3g47570. Gene Ontology annotation, biological process: protein phosphorylation. NCBI's taxonomy places the organism in Eukaryota, Viridiplantae, Streptophyta, Magnoliopsida, Myrtales, Myrtaceae. Gene Ontology annotation, molecular function: protein binding; protein kinase activity; ATP binding. The transcript is spliced from 2 exons. The record is from RefSeq and is a predicted model, not a curated record. Bases 1 to 2964 code for a protein of 987 amino acids.
AUGACAGACAAGCUCGCAUUGCUUGCAUUCAAGGCCGCAAUGACCGAGGACCCUUAUGGGGUGCUGAGUUCAUGGAAUGAUACAACCGACCACUGUCAGUGGUCCGGAGUCACGUGCAGUCGCCUAUACGGUAGCGUCACGAGACUAGACCUAAAUGACCAGAAGCUUUCAGGAUCCAUCUCCCCUCACAUUGGAAAUUUGAGCUUCAUGAGUGUCCCGAUGCUCGGCAACAAUAGUCUCCAUCACGAAAUCCCACAAGAAGUUGGCCAAUUGCACAGGUUAAGUAGCUUAGAAUUAUACCUCAACACAUUGGAAGGGGAAAUCCCUAGAAACCUGUCGGGUUGUGCUCGUCUUGCAUUACUUGCCCUAACUUACAACCAGCUGGUUGGAGGAAUUCCCAUCGAGUGUGGCUCCUUAGUGAAGCUUCAAAUUUUUGAUCUAGCUAUCAACCAUCUAACAGGAACUAUUCCUUCAUCCAUCGGAAACAUGUCAUCGUUAGAGAUUCUCAGUAUCAGUUUUAAUGAGUUAGGUGGGAAGAUACCCCAAGCUCUAGGAAAACUAACAAAACUUGAAUGGCUUGAUUUAGGAGAAAAUAGGUUUUUAGGCACAGUUCCUCCAUCUAUAUUCAAUCUUUCUUCUGUGGUGCGGUUCAACAUCGGUAUGAACCAACUAGGAGGGAAUCUUCCUGCCAAUAUAGGCUUCACUCUUCCAAACAUCAAGCUUUUCGUAGUAGGUGGUAACCAAAUCACUGGAGUGAUUCCUUGUUCAAUGUCUAAUGCAACAGCUUUACAGGUGUUGCAAGUCAAUGGGAACAAACUCUUAGGGAGCAUGCCUGCUUUGGACCACUUAAAGAAGCUCCACUUGUUGGACGUCGGUUAUAAUUAUCUGGGAAGAGGAGGAUAUGAUGAUUUGAGCUUCGUUUGUUCGUUGACUAACAUUACCAGUAGUGAACUGUUCUUGGCUGCAAGCAGCAACAGUUUUAGCGGGACAUUGCCCGAGUGCAUAGGUAAUUUCUCCACAUAUUUCUACGAAUUGUGGCUGCAGGAGAAUCUAUUGUUUGGCAUGAUUCCUAAAAUAAUUGGAAAUCUCGUCACCAUGCAAAGGUUGUUGUUGGACCACAACAGGUUUUCAGGUAUGGUCCCCUCGGUUUUGGGAAAUCUUCAUAACAUGGUGGAACUAGAUUUAUCGAAUAACAAAUUUUCCGGAGCAAUUCCUUCUUCAUUAGGAAACCUAGUAAAUCUUGCACGACUCUAUCUCAAUCAUAAUAACUUUCAUGGCUACAUUCCUUCAAGUCUAUCAGAGUGCCGAAGUUUGGUGGAGCUUGAUCUUUCUAGUAACAACUUAAAUGGAACUAUACCUUUAGAGUUCAUUGGUCUCGCAUCACUGUCUAUACUUCUAAACUUGUCUCAGAACCAUCUCACUGGUGUCCUACCUAAGGAAGUCGGGAAAUUGAAUCUUUUGGCUCAAUUGGAUGUCUCUCGAAACAUGUUAGAAGGUGACAUGCCGGCCAGCCUUGGUAGUUGUGUUGGAUUGGAAGUGCUCAAAAUGCAAGAGAACUCUUUCCAAGGCUCCAUUCCUUCAUCUAUUAGUAUGUUGAGGAAUGCCAAGGAGCUAGAUCUUUCACACAACAAUUUAUCUGGUCAAAUUCCAGAGUUUUUCAAGGCACUUCACUUCUUGGAGAUUCUAAAUUUGUCGUGUAAUAACUUUGAAGGCACAUUACCGACUAAGGGAAUCUUUACUAAUGUUAGCGCUAUUUUUGUCUCCGGAAAUGACAAGCUUUGUGCAGAUAUGCCUAAAUUUCAUCUCCCGAAAUGCAGCCCUAAAAACUCAGGCAAAAAACUAAUCCCUAAGUGGAAGCUCGCCAUCUCGAUUUUCUUCGGGGUUCUUGGAAUAGCUCUUGUUCUUGCUCUUAUGUACUUUGGUUGGUUGAAGAAGAAGAAGAAAAGAACAGAGCCAGCUUCAAGUUCCAAAGAUGAUUCAUCAUUGAAUCUAUCUUAUGGAAUCCUUCUUAAAGCAACCAACGGGUUUUCUUCAAGUAACUUGAUUGGGGUCGGCGGUUUUGGCUCUGUUUACAAGGGAGUCCUUGAUGAGAAUGGAACUGUCAUUGCUGUGAAGGUACUUAAUUUGAUGCUUCACGGUACUAUGAAGAGUUUCGUAACUGAGUGCGAGGCUUUAAGGAAUGUUCGACACCGUAAUCUUUUGAAAGUCUUAACAGUAUGCUCGGGCAUUGAUUAUGGGGGAAAUGAGUUUAAGGCCUUGGUUUAUGAGUUCAUGGUCAAUGGCAGCCUAGAAGGUUGGCUACAUCCAAGCCAAUCAUUAGCUACUGUAGAUGGGAAUGCGCAGAAAUUGAGUCUCAUCCAGAGGAUAAAUAUUUCCAUUGAUGUUGCUUCAGCAUUAGAUUAUCUCCAUAACCACCUGCAAAGCCCUAUUAUUCAUUGUGAUUUGAAGCCAAGCAAUGUCCUGCUAGAUGCAGAAAUGGUUGGACAUGGUGUAGACUUUGGUUUGGCGAAGGUCGUACUUGAAUCCACCGAUGACAGUAAAGCGAAAAUGAGCUCUGCUGGUCUAAGAGGAACUGUCGGCUAUGCUCCUCCAGAAUAUGGAAUGGAAUGUGUGGUUUCAAGAGAAGGCGAUGUUUAUAGUUAUGGCAUUCUCUUGCUUGAGAUGUUCACGGGUGUGAGUCCGACAAACGAAAUGUUCAGAGAAAAUCUUAACCUUAAUAAGUUUGUCAAGGAAGCCUUACCUGAACAACUCCUAGAGAUUACCGAUCCUCUUCUGCUUCAAGAAAUGGAGAGCCAUAUAGGCACUGCCAGAGGUGAUGCAGCUUGCGAAUGUCUGGAGAUGGUCUAUACAAUCGGGGUUGCCUGCUCAGUUGAAGCACGCAGAGAGCGGAUGAACAUCACGAAAGUUGCAGCUCAGCUGCACUUUAUCAGGGACAAACUUCGUGCAGCUGGUUUACAAGGAUAG